GAAGGCUUUUGUAAAUGGUUGUCAGUAUAAUGGAGAUAGUAUGAUUCUUCAUAUCAGUUUACCUAAAAUAGACUUUUUGAGAAACAAUUUGGGUUUUAGCUUGACAGAGAAUGAGCUCAGCUUCAGCCUUAGAAGCAGAUACACCUGACCUGAUAUGUCAGCUAGACAACGUCCAGGGUAUGGUCGAUGCCCUCAGCUCUGUUCGAUGGAAACGCCACCAGGAUGCACUUGUUGAACUGUCGGAGCAUGGCAUUGUUUUGAUUGUUGAAGAAACCGGUUGCCUUCAGGCCAAAGUCUAUCUGAAGCGUGAGCUUUUCCUCACUUACGAAUAUGGCACUGACCGACGCCCAAGAUUCGGAGUGAGCUUGAGCCUCUUUGUUGAUUCCCUGAACACAUUUUCUACUCCUGGACAUCCAAGCACAAUUGAAAUUCGAUAUCCAGGACCUGAUAUGCAGCUCCUUCUCCAGUCAGUUGAUACACCAGAUGCUUGCAUUUAUGCUGAGAUAAGAACAAGAAUUCCUGAUACCAUGUCAUGGGACUAUAAUUUUGAACCUGCAGGAAGCACCCCACUCACUUUUACUGUGAAGUCUGCAGCUCUGAAGGAGGCCAUUGAUGAUCUUGAUUGGCCAGGUUCAGGCAUCCAGAUAGUUCUACAGCCAGAUCCUCCAUCUGUUACCUUUAGAGGUGAAGGCCAUGGUGAUUUACAGAUUGACUUCAUGUAUUAUGCAAAUACCGAUCUUCUGAUUGCAUUUCAAUGCGAUCGCCGGGUGUCUUACAGGUAUAAGUACAAGUUCCUCCAUGCAACAACUUCAAACAUUCCUAGCAGUGUUAUAAAGGAUAAUAGAGGGAGCAAACUGUCUAUUGGAAGGGGUGGAAUAUUGAAAGUACAGCACCUGGUUUCCGUUGCAAGAUCAUCCAUCCCACACAUUGAUUCUGCUGGUUAUCAGCAACCUAGUCGAAUUGCUUAUAUCGAGUUCUUUGUCAAACCUGAGGAAGAGGAAGAUCCCGUUAAUGAUUCAUAGCAAUUUUUUUUUAGGUAUUAACUCCAUAAUCAACCAUUGGGCUUUAUGUACGAUCGUGUUUCCACAGUUUCCUAACUAGUC
Molecule: messenger RNA, 1103 nt
Organism: Telopea speciosissima
Lineage: Eukaryota; Viridiplantae; Streptophyta; Magnoliopsida; Proteales; Proteaceae
Exons: 7
Coding region: 111-1022 (303 amino acids)
Biological process (GO): DNA repair; DNA damage checkpoint signaling
Cellular component (GO): checkpoint clamp complex
Source: RefSeq, a predicted model, not a curated record